AUGGCCAACAUGGUCAUAUCCCCAAUUCCGCGAACAGCCACUUCCACAUAUACAGGCUCCACCAUCUCCUUACCACUGGCCCGUGAAAGAUCUAACCAGACCGACGGCAUGGGAGGUGUUGCUGUCAUCAAAGAAGGCUGGGCACAGGUCAAAGAAAGCAGGAACUUCAUCCAGCCAUGGAAACAAAAAUUCCUAAUAUUACGCAAGGAGGCGCUCGACUUCCACAAGACUGAGGGUGGCAAGGUCACAUAUACCCUUUACCUGAAAGAUGUUGUGGGUGUCGGAAGAGUGGAAGCUGCUGGCACCAUUUUCGAGAUCAAGCGCCAGAUGGGUGGCCAGUCGAACAGUCCCGGCGAUGACGAUGGCUCUAUUCGAACAUUGCAGAUCAGGACCAAGAGCGACGAUGAUCUUUAUGACUGGAUUGAUAUGCUUUAUGGUCGAUGUCCCACCAUGGGCGGAGUUAGCAACCCCACCAACUUCUCCCACGCCGUACACGUCGGCUUCGAUCCUCAGACGGGUCAAUUUGUUGGUCUGCCCCCAGAGUGGUCAAAAUUGCUCAACUCGUCGGCCAUCACCAAGGAGGACUACGAGCGCAAUCCGCAGGCCGUCUUUGAGGUACUGGAUUUCUAUUCCGAUCUCACCAAGAGAGCCGAGAACCCAGCCCAAUACCCCAGCCUCACCCCAACUCCUCCCCCCGGCAGCCAAGCGAACAAGCAACUCGGCUAUGGCGUUGGAACGUCUGUCGCGCCGCCUCGGCCGGCACCACCUGCUCAGCAGCGCAACAACAGCUACAACCAGAUCAAUCCGAACCAGUCCAUGGCAAACGCCACCCGGCCGAGCCAGACGGAAAACUCGCAGCAACGGCAGCAGAUGCAAGGCAUGGCAUCCAACUACGUUUCCUCGGAACCAUCUCAGGAUGAGCAGCGACAGAGACAGUUUGAGCGACAGCGAGAACUGGAACUGGAACGGGAACGGGAACAACGCCGCGAGAUGGAGGAAUACAACGCGUCCUUGCCCAAGAACAAGGUUCCAAUGGCACAGCAAGAGAUUGGCGGUGGCGGCUACAGCGUGCCUGUACCUGCAAACGAUCGGUACAACCCAAGCCGGGCUGCUCCUCCGGCACCGAAACCUAGUAACCCUCAAGUGGCGGGCCUCCGUGCCCAACGGCCUGCGCCGCCAGCACCCAAUUCCCCGUCCUCGGCUACUAGACCUCCGUUAACCUCACAGCAAAGCUCAGGAUCAAUGAACAUGCGUGAUCCCCCCCUCAACAGCAACCCGUCGAGCUCCAGCACUGCACCGCGCUACCCUAACGGAACCAGCGGCACUUCUCAACCCCGCGCCAAUCCCCCAGCCCAGGCACAACCUGCCUCACGGCUUCCAGCACCAGUUAAGCCUCUCAAUGUACCCGCCAAGCCCCAGCCCCAGGCGGCAAGUGACAGUGUCAAGGCUGCGGAGGCAGCUCUCACUUCUAAACCCACUGCGGCUGAGCGAAAACAGGACGUGCGCAUGUCCACUAUGACGGAGAAGGAAGUUAUGACGAAGCUUAUCGAGGCUGUCUCAAAAGACGAUCCCAACUUGUCUUACUCCAAACAGAAAAAGAUUGGUCAAGGUGCUUCUGGAUCUGUCUACGUCGCCAAGGUCAAGGAAGGAGCUGUCUCUGGUGUCGCGCGUGAUGUUUUACGGGCUCAGGGUCCCAGGGCCCAGGUUGCCAUUAAGCAGAUGGAUCUUGCACACCAGCCUCGAAAGGAACUUAUCGUCAAUGAGAUUAUGGUGAUGAAGGACAGCAAACACCCGAACAUUGUUAAUUUCCUCGACGCCUUCUUGCGUAACAACAAUGCUGAGCUGUGGGUCGUCAUGGAGUACAUGGAGGGUGGUGCAUUGACGGAUGUCAUUGACAACAACCCUGUCAUCACCGAGGAGCAGAUCUCUACCAUUUGUCUCGAGACUUGUCAAGGACUGCAACAUCUGCACUCACAGCAGAUCAUUCACCGUGAUAUCAAGAGUGACAACGUGCUUCUUGAUGCCCGGGGUAAUGUCAAGAUUACCGAUUUUGGAUUCUGCGCCAAACUUACGGAGAGCAAGUCAAAACGUGCUACCAUGGUGGGCACACCUUACUGGAUGGCUCCCGAAGUUGUGAAGCAGAAGGAAUAUGGUCCCAAGGUUGACAUCUGGUCCCUUGGUAUCAUGGCCAUUGAGAUGAUUGAAUCCGAGCCUCCAUAUUUGAACGAAGAACCCCUCAAGGCUCUUUACCUCAUCGCGACUAACGGAACGCCACGCCUGAAGAAGCCGGAGAAGCUCAGUAAAGAGCUGAAAGCUUUCUUGUCGGUCUGUCUCUGUGUUGACGUCAAGAGUCGUGCAUCGGCUGAGGAGCUCUUGCAACAUGAUUUCCUGAAGCAUGGUUGCCCACUCGGCAGCCUUUCGGAGCUGCUCGCCUUCCGAAAGCACGCCAAAUAG
Molecule: messenger RNA, 2454 nt
Organism: Pseudomassariella vexata
Lineage: Eukaryota; Fungi; Ascomycota; Sordariomycetes; Amphisphaeriales; Pseudomassariaceae
Product: kinase-like domain-containing protein
Exons: 4
Coding region: 1-2454 (817 amino acids)
Biological process (GO): intracellular signal transduction; regulation of MAPK cascade; protein phosphorylation
Cellular component (GO): cytoplasm
Molecular function (GO): ATP binding; protein serine/threonine kinase activity
Source: RefSeq, a predicted model, not a curated record